GUGUCAUGCUGAGGUUUGAGUUGAAUUGAGUAGAUUUUUGUGAUUAUUGGUUAGAAUUUAACUAAACUUAAACAAUUAAUAAAGUUAAAUCCUAUAUCUAAUAAUAAAAGAAAACUAUUUUAAUUAAUAUUUUUGGAUUUUACUGAAUAUCAUUUCAUUACGUUUGUUUUCUUUGUUUCCGCAGUAAAUAAUUGAUGAUAGAUUUAAUGAUAUUGUUUACAUCCAUUUAAUUGUUAACUUAUCAUCCAGCGCAAGAAUUUGUGAAUUAAACCAAACAACCUAUAUCCGUUUACCUAUGAAUAAUCAGGCGCUUAAGGUAGGUGAGAUAUUCAGAGAGGCGGGCACAGCAUUCAACAAGCUCUCAGAAAUGACAAUGAUGCUACAUCCUAUGGCAGAUACUCAGUCUGGAGGUAAAUGGACUGAUGAAGAGAUUGAAAUGCUUCGCGUGUGUGUACAUCGGUUUGCUAAUGAUCUCACCAAACUGGGCCAUCACAUCAAGAGCAGGACAGGUUCCAAAAACCGCGCAUCAAUCAAGAAGAAGGCAUUCGAGGACGCAGGUAUACCGUCGAGGCAGGUAAGCCGCAUCGCGCCCAGGGUCGGGAAACCAGCGACCCAGGUAGUGGCGCCCCUCAACAUCGUCCAAGGAGUUCUAAGAAAUAACGCCGAGGUGACGUUGAACAUGUUGAACGCGACGGAGAACGAAAUCGACGUGGAAGGUUUGACAGGUGAAGUGAAACUCGAAUUCGAUGGCAGCACUGAAGAGGUGUCCGUUUGAGAGGAGGCAUUUAAUAUAUCUCUGUCUGCAUACAAUAUUCUCGUUAUAAAUGGCAAAUUUGCAACAAUUUUGUAAAAUCUGUCAGACAAUUCAUUAACUUUGACGUAUUUUUCGUAUCUUGUGAAACGUAUUGUUAGAGUACGCGCAAGAUAACAGCUCGCGAUUGGUGGCGCUCUUGAUGUCGGCUUUAUCGCGAUCUCUUUUACCCGCCAAGAGAUAGAUAGAGAUAGAAGACAAGAUGUCGGCAUUUGAUUAGUUAUUGAUUUUGGUCAAGCGCAAACUUACCGUGCGCGCACUCUAACAAAAAUCACAAUGCCAAUUAGGUAAUGUCAUGUUUUAAACUGUUAUCUCAAGUCAUCAAGGUCACAGUUUUGUCUUGUCCAAUUUAAGCUUAAUUAAUAUUGAGAAAAUGUUGUUUAUUUUGUAGGUAAUUAAAUUAGUAGUAGUGGAUUUGUAUGAAAUACAUAAAUCAUAUAUCUUACACUACUAGCUAUCAAAGUCAAAUAAAAACUGAAAAUAUUUUACGAAAAUUUUAAAAUUACAUGUGUAUUGUUGCUGGCCAAAGAAUUGAUUGAUCUCCUUUCGUAUAAGUUCACUAACAUACAUCAAAGUUAGUGAAUUGGACGGCUGGACCUCGUUUGAUAAAAAUUAAAUGAAUUAGCAGUUCUGACUACAUUUUUUAGGUUAUAUAAGCGUGUUCGAUAAUUAAAUUUUAUUUGCGUGGUGAUUGAUUGUGCUCAAAUUUCAAUUAUUGGAUAUCUCGUUGCAAAUAUCUUAACACACACACUACCAUGUGCGUAUUAUAGGCACAGUUUUAAUAAUAAUAAUAACUAUAUACACAUCCAAACAAUAUUUGAUUAACACAGAUACAUAAUAAUAGUUAAUAUUUUAUACUUUUUUGUCUUAAAAUUAAUUCAUAAUAAUAGGACGAAAUGCGCUUUUUUAUAGUGAGCGACAACUUUAAAACUUUAUUUUCUAGUAAACCUAAAAUAAUGAUAUUUUGAAGGUGAAUUAAUUUUAUUUUAACAACGGGACCUAAAUGAUCAUUUUUAACCAAAAAAAUUUGUGAGAAAUGUAAUCAUUUUAACAAAAAUGUAAUUAUUUUAACAAAACUUGAAUAUAGUAAAAGCUCCAUAAUCGCCGGGGAGACGUUCUGUAAAUGUGCCGCGAAUAUGGAAUGGUGUUUUAUAUGGGAUCAUAUGGAAUACGUUCUUGGAUGAAAAAAUGGAAAACAAAUCCAUUUAUGAAAAAAAUAAAUCAAUUGAAGUUUUGUGACCAAAUGUUGUUAUUUUUUUCUUGUUUGACAGAUUUGAAAGCUUCUUUAAUUCGGAGUGAUAUUCAGCACUGGCAUUCUUAAACCUUUAUUUUAUUACAUCACAUACCUCAUAUACUAUUCCAUUCCAUUUGAAUUUCGGCAAAAUUUGCAAGUGAAAGUAUAUAUUUGAUAUGUAUUACGUUGUUUUCGGCAUUUAGAUUCGCGGAUAACGAAAUCUUUAACCUCGAAUAAAGGCAAUGAGUAGGAAUAUUUUGACAAAUAAAGGAGGCGCGAAUAAGGAGCUUUUACUGUAGUGGGUGGGUAGAGCUAGUACUGUAUGUGGUGUACUUACGAAUCCUAUAGUUUUUAAAUCAAAGUAUAGUAUGAUAAAUGAAAUACGGGAUACUCAAUCUUCGGCCUAGCGUGCUUCAAUAUCACAUAAAAUAUCACUCUCUUUUGUUGCAAUGGGAUGCAAUACUAUUUUAAUUUAAUUAUUUAUUAUUUCAUAUCAUUUACAUUAAUUAUCAUUAUUGUAAUGUUUAAUUUUCAAUAAAUUAUUUCAGUUUGUGCAUGUGAAAGAGUACUUUUAUUUUGUUUUUACCAUAUUUAAUUUUAUAUCACUUUAUUUUUUUUAUUUUUAAUUGCUUCAUUGGCCCUGUCGUUAGCUGAUUCGGGGGGCUGGCAAUGUCCAAUCGGCCUUGGGCGGUAAAAAAGUACAUUUUAAAGCUUUUCUUUACACUAAUAAGCGCUACGUCCAGUUUAUAGCAUAAGUCUAAGUUACCGAGGUCAUUAUAAAUAAAUAAAUUAUUAUCUAGAAACAGACACUGCCAAUGACUUUGACCUAUCAAGAUCUUUCUUUUGCUGAAGUACUUCAGCCACAGAAAGUGAUAGUAAAAGAUCAACAUCAUCUUCAUCAUAUCAGCCGAUGGACGUCCACUGCAGGACAGAGACCUUUCGUAGGGACUUCCAAACAUCACUAUACUGAGCCACCUGUAUCCAGCGAAUCCCUGAGACUCGCUUGAUGUCGAUAGUCCACCUGGUGGAGAGUCGGCCAACACUGCGCUUACUAGUGCGGGGUCGCCAUUCCAGCACUUUGGGACCCCAACGUCCAUCGGCUCUUCGUACUAUGUGCCCCGCCCAUUGCCACUUCAGCUUCGCAACUCGCUGAGCUAUGUCGGUGACGUUGGUUCUUCUGCGGAUAUCCUCAUUUCUGAUUGGUAAAAGAUAGUCUUAUUAUUUUUGGCCGCCAUUCAGCAGUUGCCCAGAAAAGCUCUUGUUGCAGUGACCAGAAUCUUCAACAGGGUACUCCGCACUGCCCACUUUCAGGAUACGUGGAAAAAGGGGAAAAUCACCCCCCAUCUCCAAACCAGGGAAAGAUCGAAGACGGGCUGAGAACCAUCGGCUCUUAACGUUACUGCCGCUCAUCGCCAAGCUGUUCGAACGUCUGCGCUGCGAAGGCUAUUAUCCCACAUCCAACUGCUGUACGAGCAGUUUGGCCUCUACAGCAGCCACUCCACGAUGCUCCAGCUGGCACGAGGUUUCCAUCAUAUCGCCAGCGAAAAGAACAGAGGGCUCUGCACUGUCAGGGUCUUCCUAGACAUCGAGAAGGUCUUCGACCUUGUGGAGCUUGCCGGCCUUCUGGCGAAGCUUCUCUCAAACACUACCGUGCCAUCAGUGCUUGUGCGACUAGUGAUGUCCUACCUUUCGAACUUUUUACGUCUCCUAGUUGACAGAGCGGGCAAAUUACGUAAUACCAACAUCAUGCCAUCAGUAGAUAUCGUGGAGGAUUAUGUUUAUCUUGGAUCUCAGAUUUGCAGUGAUGGCAGCUGUAUGCCAGAAAUAAAGAGACGCAUUGCGAUGGCGAAAAGUGGCAUGACCCGAUUGAACUAAAUCUGGAAGAAUAGAGGCAUAUCAAACAACACCAAGAGUCGCCUUGUCCGUGUCUUAAUAUUCUCGAUUUUUAUGUAUGGAGUAGAAACUUGGACCAUAAAAACAAGAGAAAGGCUUAGGAUAGACGCGUUCGAGAUGUGGUGCUGGAGGCGCAUGUUAAGAAUACCUUGGACAGCUAAGCGCACAAACGUGUCUAUUCUAUCGCAUCUCGGAAUCAAGGUUAGGCUUUCCUCCUUAUGUUACCAACGCGUACUAGGGUAUUUCGGGCACAUUAUACGGGUGACUACAGUUUGGAGAAGUUAAUAAUAACAGGCAUCACUGACGGGAAAAUACCGAGGGGCCGCUCACCAACAAGAUGGGCUGACCAGCUGAAGGAGGAUAAAGGGACGAAGUUCUACACUAUAGCAGCGAUGGCCACCAACAGAAGCCAAUGGAAGGCGUGGACCUGCAGGAGGCUGGGAUCUACCAGGACCACGAUCUUCAGUAAUGAAGGAACGACUAUAGAGAGAUAGGAGGACGCGGAUUCUCAGCUACUUUAUGUGCAGGAAUACGAGGGCUGCCUUUUAAGUCGUAUCGUUUGCUAACAUCCCAUGAUUAAAGAAACAUAUAGCAUUUUUAUCUUCUAGAAUUUAGAAUUCGAAAACAAAACAAUGUUUUCAGAAUUUCGAAUAGUUUUAUUGUAUCGUCUAUUCAAAGGUGACAAAUAGGUUGUGAAAAAAAGAAAUAUCUAAGGAAAAUUUGCGUGCGAUAAUUUUCUAAGGGGAUUAUCGCAACUUCAGUGCUUUGAGAAUAUCACAUUUGGGUUUAGUGAUGCCGCACCAUGUCUUAGGGCUGUAGAACGCUGGUAUUUAGAAUUUCAGCGAGGGCACUCAAGCCUCAGUGACAAGCGACGUGAACAUCGUCAAAAAACCAUUACGUAAGAGAAUAUCGAAGCUCUGCGGCAGCUUAUCUUCGAAGAUCGUCAUAGUUAUGACAUACCGUGAAAUAGAGGCCUCAAUGGGCAUUUCACCAUACCAGAACCAAAACGGAAUAAACUACCGAUUAUCCCUACUGCUGCUUCAAUGUCUAAGCUCCGGUGCGUAAAUAGACAGUCAUUAUCAACCCACAUUCGGCUCACUGCUGCACAUUGCUGCAUGGAAAAUUGUAUGCAUUGUGAGACUGACGGUGCGUGCGUCGCCCUCUUUCGUUAUUCGUUUCAACGCAACCCACUAUUGAGACAUCACUCUUGGUUGCAUAGGUAAAUUGUUUCCCAUAUUAUCAUUACUUAGCAAUUUUAUUGGUUUCCCAGAGACCAGUUCCCUAAUUUAUAUAGCGUUAAAAUAAUGUAACAAUUAUUAAUUGACGAUUAAAUAUAACCUUAAACGUUUGAUUGGAUAAAAUAUUAUUUUAAUUUAACCUAGAGAUACAAGGACGCUGAUGACGAUUUAUGUAAAUUACCAAAUAGUUUUAUGCAAUCAAGUAACUUAAUAUUAUGUAAAUAUUGAUAAAUCAAUCGCAAAAAUCAAAGUUAUAUAAACGAGUAGCCUGUACAGUUGUAGUUCGUGCCUAGCUAGAUUUACCUACAUAGUAAAAUCUUUACCCAUCUUUCAACGAACAAAAUAUUGUAUCUAUCUAAGUCGGCUUACAGACGACAAUUUUACGUGAUGAACGCUCAAAAAUAAAGUUCCAAUACGUUAGAUUUUCGAAAUGCACAACUAUAAACUAUUUACUAACCUACUUUAUCAUAAUCUGACGUGCUGUGCACCAAUAUUAAGGGCUCAUACUUGGUGGAGGUAAUCAACAACGUUCAAGGUAUAGUCCCUUAUACUAAUCUGACGCGCUCGAGUAACUGAAAAAAUCCCCUCUUCGGCUCUCCCCUUCUAUCAGUAGUGUGCGUCGUACCCUAAUAAUCAAAAUCAAUACGCGUCAUGGCUUUUCUUCAUUGCCACAGCGCGUUGAGAUCAAAUAGCAUGUCAGCCACGAUAAGAAUAUCGCUAUUUGGUCUUUCUGUGAUUGCCGCGUCGUGCGCGUUUUCAUUAGAGCCAUAACACAAAUUUCGCCAUGUGGAUGUUUUACUGUGACCACAACGCGUUGUGAGCUAUUUUUCCGCUCACUGAGCGUUUUCGAUCUUUGAGCGUAACAUACCUAUUUUAAAAUAAUAACUCCUCUGAUAAAUAUUUCAUUACAUUUUUAUAGUAAUUAGGUCUUUUAGAAUUUUUAAUUUCACUCUACUCAUUCGGAAUGGGACUCUCUGUCGUGCUUGUGGUCGGCGUUAAUCGAUUCUUAGGACGUUACUUAGGACAACGAUAUUUUGUAGUAUUUUUUUAAAAUUAAAUCACAAUAUAGGUAAUAUGUAUACAGUAUGUCACAAUAGCAACAUUUGUCGCCUCUGUAGCUACGUAAGACUUAACUGUUCUAGUUCACCAAUGCAUAUUCUCUGUCUUAUCAGAUAUUAUCUACUAGCGGACCUGGUCAAGCUUCGCUUUGACCUACGUGCACUUCUUCCCUGCCCACCCUACACCUACCCUACCCUACCCAUAACCAACCCUACCACUACCAUACUCCAAUCUCACCCUACACCCACCCUACCCUACCACUACCCUACUCCAAUCUCACCCUCCACCUGCCCUAUUCUACUCCACCCAACCCUAUCCCUACCCUACCCCUCUUUUAAGUUUUAUAACGAAUCGUUUUUACGAGUAUAGAAAAGUGUUGUUUUAAGACUUUUCUUUUAAUAAAUUGGUAUUUUUUAUAUUACACAAACCUUGUCCUUACAAUAACGAAUACAUAAAACAAGAAUAAUCCAAUUAGGUGCAGUCGUUCAAAAGUUAUGGGCGUAGUAUACCUACAUUUCAAUGAUCCAUUUUAAUUUAGAUAGAUGAGGUUUAUUUUAUUUUAUUUAACCAAGUAACAUUGCCAUUAUUUAUAUAAAAUAUCGCUAUAACACUCUCGAUCUAGAUUUUAUUCUAUAAUUGCUAUGUUUAGUUGUAAGGGUAGGUACGUUGCCGUAGAUAGAGCCAUAACUUAAAUUUAUGAGAGGCAUGCGUACAAUAAACUUGUACCUCAUCCCUCUUCAUUCUUAAGCUGGAUUUUCACUUAACAUCAGGUGAUAUCGCAGUAAAGUGAUAAGCAUUCAUUUACACGAGCAGCAACUCUACCAGCGACCGCAGUCGGCUGCAGUCAGCAACGUCUCGGCGGCAGCCAACGGCAGUUGUCGGUAGCAGCUGCCGCUCAUGUAAAUGAACACUUAGGUUGUAUGCCAUAUAUGGUUAUGAGAUAGUAAUUAAAGGUAUGUAUUAUUAUUGUUACCUAUGUAUGCAUUCCAUAGUGUAACAGUAGUAAAGGAAUGAGAGAGAUAUAAACAGUUAUGUAAAUAUAUCUACGUAUAAGCAACGGUUACCUACCGAACUAAGUGUACCUAGAUUUAAAUACGUAGAGCACGUGGUAAAAUGUCGGGUGAAUAACUAAUAAGUAGUUGAUAAUUUCGUAAAAAAAAAUAUAAAAAUACAAAAAAAGUUACGACUACUCUAUCUACUUUAUUAGGGUUAUGUGCGUACCUAGUUAAAAAUGAAAAAAUAAUA
Bicyclus anynana (squinting bush brown) is the source of this 7480-nucleotide messenger RNA. RefSeq names its product chromatin complexes subunit BAP18. Bases 296 to 775 code for a protein of 159 amino acids. The transcript is spliced from 5 exons. The record is from RefSeq and is a predicted model, not a curated record. Gene Ontology annotation, cellular component: NURF complex; MLL1 complex. Lineage: Eukaryota; Metazoa; Arthropoda; Insecta; Lepidoptera; Nymphalidae.